AUGGAAGUUGCCCAAGUCGGGACAUAUGUAGCAGAGAUCCAGGAAGCAAGGAAGUUGGGUGUGGACCAGGAGCAACCCCGUAUAUUGGUGCUGAGUGAUGGGGGCAUGCUAUUUGCAAAACCAUCUGAGGUGGACUUUAUUAAGGAAAGUCAGGAGAACUUCCCAGAUGUGGUAGGAGAAUGGUCCAAGGAAACUGGGGUGAGUUACUAUACCACUUCACUGCCUGAGCAGCAGACAUUACAGGAACCCUCAGACCUUGCUAUACUGUUCCAGGAGCAGCCAAUAGGGCUUCCUAAGAUUGCAAUGACUGUACGGAACACCCACACCGCAGGCCAGUCAGCAGGGCACAGUGUAAGCUAUGACUCUGACCCGCUUUGUCAAGAACUGCAGGAAGUCCUUGGUCGGUGGAUCCAAAAGAAAGGGCUAGAGCCAGUAAAAGCAAGGAUGCUUGAGAUUUUACCCAGCCUUCAAGAUUGGGUGUCCAAGUGGAAGCCACCACCGCAGAGAAAGCCGGAAAGUGUGCUGAAUCAGGGGCCAAGGAGACCCAGCCAUCGAGGAUCAGAUAUACCACACUUCAGACAAAUCUGGAAGCGGUGCCACCGAUGUGGACAAGGGGGGCAUCUCCGUCGGGAGUGUCCCAGAAAGAAAGGUCAAUACGACCAUUCAUCACCCAUGGGGGUUGUUGGCAGGAGCCACCCCCGGGAAAACAAACACUACCACCCUGAUGCGCCAGAGGCGAGGAGGGUGUGUCUGUCGCUCUGUGGCUUACAUGAUCAUUUUGGCCCUAUCCUGCUGUCAGAUAGCAGGCAUGAAGUCUUCAAAAAGGGGAAUGCAGAUAUCUUCUCCCUGUCUGUGCCAUUUCCUCUGGGUGACCUGAAAAGCAUCACACUCAGUCAUGAUGGUACAGGGUCUCACACAAGCUGGUACGUUGCCCAAGUUACUGUUCAGGAUGUCCAGCUAAAGAGGUCCUGGCACUUUAUGUGUAACACAUGGCUCUCCAAGCCACCCAGAGGAGACUCCCUGAGCAAGACCUUCACGUCUGCUGAGGACCAAGAGUUAAAAAGUUUCAGGAAUAUAUUUUUGAAGAGAACUAUAAGGGGUUUGCGUGAUGAUCAUAUCUGGAUUUCUGUCCUGAAUCACUCAGCCCGUAGUGUGUUCACCCGUGUUCAGAAAGUCUCCUGCUGCAUGUGUCUUCUACUCUGUACAAUUGUCAUUAAUCUCAUGUUCUGGGAGAUGCCUCAGGCCAAGUAUCCAGUAUUGAUUAGCGUGGGUAGUUUUAUCCUGACGUGGAAGGACAUCAUGAUCGCUUUUGAAAGUGCUCUUCUCAUGUUUCCCGUCAACUUGCUCAUCAUCUACAUCUUUCGAAACACUCGACCAAAGGAGAGUGGAACCUCAAAGGCCAAAACUAAGAAAUGCAGACAAAUUUCUGAUGCCAAAAAGUGUCCGACCCGCCAACUAAAUAUUGACACAGUUCUGGAGGACCUGUCGGGCAUAGUGUGGACUCUCAGCCAAACAUCCUGGAAUAACCUAGAGGUGGACCUGAGCCAAGAAUCAAAUGGAAAUUUUACCAUUCUCCUACAGACAAUCUCAAACCUCCUACGGAACCAGAUAACACCUGGACUCUUGGCAAUCUCGGUUCCACUGGCUCAGCUCCCCAACGAUGAGUUACACGCCUUGUUCUGCGCACACUAUGUCUCUCGAAAGCUCAGAAAAGUGUUCUAUGAUCUCCAGCAGCUGAGAAGCCAGCAGACCCCAGACAAUCAACAAUAUGAUGAGUUAAUUGCAGUGCUGCAACGACUGCUGCAUGUCUUGGACAAGUCUGUGCCUUCGUUGCCUGCAAGAAGGCCCCCACAAAAGCAGGAAAUAAAAAGGAAGAGGCUGCCGUGGUGGUUCUUGCUGAUUGGGUGGUCCCUGCUUAUCUCCAUAAGUGUUGUGUCUACCUAUUUCACCAUGAUGUACGGGUUCCUCUACGGAAAGCAGAGCUCUAUCCGAUGGAUCAUCUCCAUGGCUCUGUCUCUCUUUCAGAGCAUCUUCAUUCUGCAGCCUCUGAAGGUGGUGGGAUUUGCAGUAUUCUUUGCUUUGGUCUUAAAGAAGGUAGAUGAAGAGGAAGAAGACCUGCUGGAUGGGGAACUAGGAACAUCAGCAGAUCAGCAAGUAUACAGGGAGAGAGACGAUGAUCCACUGUGUCCUAGAAUAUUCAAAGGUUCUGUGAAUUACUGGGAGCGUGCUCGAAGUUGUGAUGACCGAUUAGGAUUCAUCUGUUCCUUUGAAUAUUUUAUUGAAAUGAAGCACAAAACAAUACCAAGCCUUUGGGGGACAUUUACUAAGCAGUGA
Molecule: messenger RNA, 2334 nt
Organism: Pseudophryne corroboree (corroboree frog)
Lineage: Eukaryota; Metazoa; Chordata; Amphibia; Anura; Myobatrachidae
Product: polycystin-1-like protein 2
Exons: 11
Coding region: 1-2334 (777 amino acids)
Biological process (GO): detection of mechanical stimulus
Cellular component (GO): membrane
Molecular function (GO): nucleic acid binding; protein binding; zinc ion binding
Source: RefSeq, a predicted model, not a curated record